GCGUGGAGUAGGAAAAUAAAGACAAAUUGGUGGCGCUGUUCAUAUUGAGGAACGCGUUUGCAUUCAUUUUGCUUGCUUGUGGUUUCGUCUAGUAGUUCGGAUCAAAAUGUCACACACAAUCUUAUUAGUGCAGCCUGGUAGAAAACCUGAAACGAGGACGUAUUCUGAUUAUGAAACUGUCAAUGAGUGCAUGGAAGGUGUGUGCAAGAUAUACGAGGAGCAUUUGAAGAGAAUGAACCCAAACAGUCCAUCGAUUACGUAUGAUAUCAGUCAGUUGUUUGACUUCAUUGACCAGCUUGCAGAUCUUAGCUGUCUGGUCUACCAGAAAUCCACAAACACAUAUGCUCCUUACAACAAAGAUUGGAUCAAAGAAAAGAUUUAUGUACUGUUAAGAAAACAAGCUUCAAACUAAAGAAAAGAUGCAAGAUUUUCUGGGAUAUGGGGGUGCUUUUGGAAUUUUUAUUUAGUAAUUUCUUAGUUUAUUUAAUUCAGGUAUUGUUUUGUAGAUUACCGUUAUACAUGUUAUUUUUUCUAUUCAUUUUGGCUAUUCAUGGAGGCUUUCAGCAGGCAACUUAUUAAAGGAGUCUCUUAAAUUUGCUUUGUAGUAUACAAACUACAGAUUCAGUGCAAGGCAUAUGUGAGUUCUUCUGUUCUGUUCUGUUCUAUAUAAAUGUACCAGUAGUUAUAGGUUUAGUAGUGGUGUACAACUCAAGACACAUUAAGUUCUUAAGAAAAUAGCAGUUUAAUACAUGCAUUCCUCAGUAAAUUUUACUCAACAACAGAAAUCUGCAUGAACAUUGAUUAUGUACUGCAACAAAUUGAAUUAUUAUCGAUUGCAGGAAUCAAAGACUUGUGGUUCUAUUGCAGACUGCUAUAAAUUAUAAAGGUUCUUGGGUCUUAUGUUGACAACAAAUCAUGGUGUGUGAUAUACUAGGUAAUUCUUCCCUCUUGUUGGAAACUGUCAUGUUAAGCAAUGACUUCAUUUUAAACCUUUAUAAUCAUGCUCCUAUACUGUUGACAUAUAUUUUAUCUAUCAAAUAUUCGUUUUUUGAGAAAUAAAGUUUUCACA
This is a messenger RNA of Saccoglossus kowalevskii, 1069 nucleotides long. Its product is annotated as enhancer of rudimentary homolog. The record is from RefSeq and is a predicted model, not a curated record. NCBI's taxonomy places the organism in Eukaryota, Metazoa, Hemichordata, Enteropneusta, Harrimaniidae.